Messenger RNA from Daldinia vernicosa, 1677 nucleotides. RefSeq lists its product as uncharacterized. The record is from RefSeq and is a predicted model, not a curated record. The coding region runs from base 1 to 1677 and encodes 558 amino acids. The transcript has a single exon. Lineage: Eukaryota; Fungi; Ascomycota; Sordariomycetes; Xylariales; Hypoxylaceae.
AUGUCUUUUGACUUCACAUUCCCUUCAUGCGAGCCCGUCACACCACCGAGCUUCACUUUUGAACCGUCUCUACUUGAAUUUUCUUAUCAUCCCGGACAUGCUCGCUCAAGCUCGUAUGGAUCUUUUUGUUCUACUACCGAGACGUCGCCCUCCGACUCGGUUAGCACAAGGGUAACCACACCGUCCCGCUCUCCGCCGCCAAUCCGACAACAUGGACCCAUUCUGCUACCCAAGAUCCGGUCCCAGGACCAGGCCAUUGACUCGCCCGCCAAGCGUGUCAGGACAUCAUCGCCUACUCCCACCCCAAAGCCUAGCCGCCGCCCAGGCUUCCGCCCUUCGCAUACCCGGAGCUAUACUAACCCGGAGACGUUACAUCACUUCUCAAACGCAUUCUUUACGUCCCAGGAGGACCAAAAUACCCUGUCUCAAUCACUUCUAUGCUCUCCCAUUACCUUCCCUCAGGAUAGCAUGAACCAGCCGCGCCGCGCCUCGGCUGUCAGCCUCGAUGGUGCUACGCUUGAGAAGUUUGGCUUUCCCACUUAUCGCCAAAUGCCAUCAUACGUCCCAGCUGUUCCCCAGCCCCAGAACGACCAGUUCUUCUACAGCUACGCGCCUCGCGCCCCUUCUCCAUUAAGCCUCUCUUCCACCCCCACGCCUGAUCCGACCCCAUCCACCACUCUCAUGAACUACCUCACGACAUCCAAUCCUGCUCCGUCUCUGGUGCGCACUAUCUCAUUCCCAAUGCGCGACCCUCAUACCAAGCAUUUCUGGUGGGACGUUCGCCAAAUCCGAUCCUGGACCAGCUUUAACUUGAGUACAAUACUCUCCCUUCCCGGAGCAUCUGGCCUCCUAAACUGCCCAGUCCCGCAGCCGCUUCUCCAGCAGCCCCCUACUGGUGCACGCCACCCCGAGACAGAGGCCGCACUUCACGCAAUCUACGCCUCUUACUACAUCCCUAAGCUUAACUCGGCUCUUGGGCUUUCUUCUCAGCGACCUGUCCAGCUCUCUGUUCCUUCGACCAAGGCUACCACAACUUCAUCUAAUGACCACGUCUUCGUGGCUAACAUUGCUGGCGAGUCUUCGACCGCAGCAGCAAUCUUCGGUGGCAAGCCUACAGCUCGCGUUGUUGGGCUAGUUAAAUCUUUCGACCGUUUUAACACGGGUAUGCGUGUUGAGGGCAACAUUAAGCGCGUCGAGUACCUGCGAGGUCUAGCCCACUUGCACCACGUGAUGCGCGAGCACGGUACGCGUUACGGUUUUAUCCUAACUGAAAUCGAGCUCGUCGUCUGCCGCAACGGUGCUGAGGGUACCCCGCAUUUUGGCUACCUAGAAGUCAGCAGCGUCCAGCUUGCUGCGACGGCCGACUCGGUUUCUGACGAGAGUGAUGAGAUACCCCUAACUGCCUGUCUCGCACUCUGGGGUCUGUGCAUCAUGGCUAGCGACGAUGGUGUCAAUUCCCACGGCCUAGGUCUUAACGGUCAAGUCACCUGGAAGGCAGAAAUAGGAGCUCCUGCUGAAGGCACGAGAAGAAAGGCGCUUCCAAGAGACGACUGGAUGCCCCAACCGCAGCUCGCAGAGAAGCGCGAAGCGAAACGCGCCAGGGGGUGGGUCUUCCCAGAGGAGCCCGUGGGCAGAAAAGAGCUCGGAAAGAGAGGCGUCCGGUAUGGUGGCUGUUAA